GCAGCGUUGCCACCGCCGCCAAAAGCCGUCAAACUAAGCCGUCAGCGCGCCCAAGUAGCAGCCAGCAGUCAUAGGCCUGCCGUGCUACCGCGCUGCGCUGAGAAAAGACAUCGGUUCCUGUCGUGCCAGCUUUUGCAGCAAACCCCCCUACCCCCCUCGCUGACACACACCACUGACGGACGCGUCUGGACCACUUCGCUGACGCCACUGACACCACCGACGAACAACCAGAUGAGCGGCAAGCGCCAGUUCCCGAAGCUCGGCGAGUACUACGCAAAAAUGCUUGCGCACUGCCCGCAAGCGAUCACCGCCUACGGCGCGUGCAUAAAAGCCGCCAUCGACGCCGGCGCGCUUGAGCAAGGCUGCUGCGAGCGCGAGUUCAGCGCGCUGAAGAAGUGCUUCCGCGAGGUGCGCGUCAAGCGGUAAGCAUGUCGCUCGCCCGCGCCGCGUCGGCGUUCAUCGAGCGCCGGCCGAACGCGACGACAGUCGCCGCGGCGAUGGCGCGCGGCGCCGCGGGCGACGCCUGCGCGCAGCACGCCGAGGACGCGCCGUGGGACGCGCGCCGCUGCGCGACGUUCAUGGCCUGGAGCACGGGCGUCGCGUUCGCGCUCGACCGUUAUGUAUAUUCGCACCUCUUCGCCCGGUGGUGGCCGCCCGUGUGGAAAUCAAAUUUACGGCACGUUCGCCGCGUCGACCUCCACGCCAUCGACGCGACGCCUGCUCGAUAGCGUGGCGGUGUCGGUUCCUCACCGCUCGACGGAGCCAGCGCGGGGCAUCCGACACUCGUUGAUUUCCACGCAGGUGGCCGCGGAACUGCUUCCGCAACGUGCUGAAGGCGACGGCCGCCGACAAUAUUAUAAUCACGCCGUGCCUCUAUUUCCCGUGCUUCUACGCCUGGGAGGCGGUGUGCGAAGGCAACGAGAUGAGGAGCGCCGCGGAGAGGUACCGGGCGGAGGCCGUCGUCCAGCUGCCGAUGACCUGGGCGUUCUGGAUCCCGGCCAACGUCGUGACCUUCUCCAUCGCGCCGCAUUUGCGAACGGUGUGGUCCGGCGCCGCGGGGACCCUGUACGUCGGCCUCCUCUCGUACGUGGCGCACGCCUACCGUUAACAAUGUUGUG
Messenger RNA from Pelagomonas calceolata, 1118 nucleotides. NCBI's taxonomy places the organism in Eukaryota, Pelagophyceae, Pelagomonadales, Pelagomonadaceae. The record is from the annotation of a GenBank genome assembly.